Messenger RNA from Anolis carolinensis (green anole), 4413 nucleotides. RefSeq names its product family with sequence similarity 76 member B (gene fam76b). The transcript is spliced from 10 exons. The record is from RefSeq and is a predicted model, not a curated record. The coding region runs from base 234 to 1325 and encodes 363 amino acids. Gene Ontology annotation, cellular component: nuclear speck. NCBI's taxonomy places the organism in Eukaryota, Metazoa, Chordata, Lepidosauria, Squamata, Anolidae.
AGCGGGCUCCCUCGCUCGCCGAUUGGCUCUUCCUUCUCGCGCUCUCCCUCUGUUUGUGUGAGGAGAAAGAAGCCGCGGCCUAGGUGGGAGUCGUGAGGAGGAAGGAGGAAGGAAGGAAGGAAGCGGCCGUUUGAGAGGCAGCACCGGCGGGUUGCGCUUUCGUGAGGGUCCCCGGUCUCCCCCUUUUUACCCGCUUCUCCCACACAAGGCCUCCUGCGCUGAGAGGAAGGCGGAUGGCGGCAACAUCCGGGGCCUCUGGGGCGGCCUCAGCAGGAGCAGCAGCAGCAACGACGACGACGGUGGCUGCGGCCCCGGCUCUCUACGCCUGCACCAAGUGCACGCAGCGCUACCCCUUCGAAGAGCUCUCCCAAGGACAGCAGCUCUGCAAGGAAUGUCGCAUUGCACAUCCUAUGGUAAAAUGUACUUACUGUCGAUCAGAGUUUCAGCAAGAGAGCAAAACGAACACAAUAUGCAAGAAGUGUGCCCAAAACGUGAAGCAGUUUGGAACGCCAAAACCUUGUCAGUACUGCAACAUCAUUGCAGCUUUUAUUGGCACAAAAUGCCAGCGCUGCACAAACUCUGAGAAGAAGUAUGGGCCUCCUCAGACUUGUGAACAGUGUAAGCAGCAAUGUGCUUUUGAUCGCAAAGAGGAGGGAAGAAGAAAGGUUGAUGGGAAGCUGUUGUGUUGGCUCUGUACUCUGUCCUACAAAAGAGUGCUGCAGAAGACCAAGGAGCAACGGAAGAGCUUAGGGUCUUCACAGUCAAAUUCAUCCUCCACAACUCUCACUGAGAAAGACCAGCAUCAUUUGAAACACCACCAUCAUCACCGUCAUCAUCAUCACCACCGCCACAGCAGCGGGCAUCACAAAAUCAGCAGUCUGAGUCCAGAACAAGAUCAGGGAUUGUGGAAACAGAGCCAUAAAUCCUCUGCAGCUAUUCAGAAUGAAACUCCAAAGAAAAAACCCAAAAUGGAAUCCAAGCCAUCUAAUGGAGAUAGUAGUUCUAUAAAUCAGUCAGCAGACAGUGGCGGGACUGACAAUUUUGUCCUCAUAAGUCAGUUGAAAGAAGAAGUUAUGUCAUUGAAACGUCUCUUGCAGCAAAGAGAUCAAACUAUUCUGGAAAAAGAUAAAAAGUUGACAGAGCUCAAGGCUGAUUUUCAGUAUCAGGAAUCAAAUUUGAGAACAAAGAUGAAUAGUAUGGAGAGAGCUCAUAAGGAGACUGUGGAACAGUUACAGGCAAAAAACAGAGAGCUCCUCAAACAGGUUGCAGCGUUAUCAAAAGGCAAGAAGUUUGACAAGAGUGGGAGCAUGCUGACCUCUCCUUGAAUGACUGGGGCUUUGCAUGGGUGUUAAUAUUCAAAAAGAUAAGUGACUCUGUGGCAACGUCUAAGAAGCUUGGGUAGUCGGGGAAAAAUAUUUUUGCACAGAGUAGUUGGCAUGUUUUCGUACACUUUUUUUGUAACUGAUAAUGCAGUGGAACUUUUUAAAGUUUAAACCAGUUGGAUUCAACCACUUCAGCUGGCUUGAAGAAAAAGGUUUCUUUUUUUAAAAAAAAAUACUAAACAAUUUAUACUGGAGGGGACUUUUUGCCAGUGAUCAGCAAGAGUGCUCUUAUUUUUAGCCACAUCAUGCAAUAAUAAAUACAUGAAUGGCAGCAGCAACUUGAGGGAGAAUUCCAGUAAGCACUGCCAUCAUGAAGUCUCCUUAAUAUAAAUUGGAUUAAUACAGGGCACUUGAACAAGAACAAGACUUGCUUUGGAGCUGUGUAGACUCACAUUUAAAAACAAAAAGCCAACACAUCAAUCACAUCACUAUUCCAACAGGAACUAGUUCACAAACAAAAGGGAAUACUGGAUACCUGGCAGCUGUGCUUUUUAUCUUUCAGUAUAAAUAAGUGAACCGUUGAAGAGUAUAUUGAAUCAUGGUGCUUUUAUUAUCAGAUGCUUAAACCUAUAAAUAUAUGUAAAAGAAUUUUAAUGAUUUUAUUCUUAGUGACAACUGGUGUUUUGCAUUUCUUGUGAUAGAAAUUUAAAGAAAUCCUCUAUUGUAAGUAACAGAACAAAAUAUGGUUCUUGAAAAUAUACUGUAGACUUCUCUCUUGCAAGUGCCUUUUUCUCCCAACUGUUUAUUUAUAGGAUUGUUGAUAUUUUGUAUAUAAAGGGUUCUUUUCCUUUUUUUAAAAAAUCAUGUUUAAAUGUUUCUCCAUGUGUGUAUAUGCAUAAUAUAUGUACAGAAGAAUCACAUGCUAAGAUCACAGGUGUUAGGAUGCUAGUGAAGGUGCUACGAACUGGGAGGCAAUGAUUUUUUUUAUUACUAUAGAUAAAUGUAACAGAUAUGUCUUUGUAGAGGGUAUUUGUCUUAACUUGUGUGCCUAACUUAAUUUUCCUUUUGCCACACUAAACUGUAGGGCUUCUAAAAAUAUAUAUUUCUUCUUUUAAUUUAGCUAAAUUUGCAUUGUAUUUUUGGUGACGUACUUUAAACUGAGAGACAUAGGAACAGUGUUUGUAUUCAUAUCUUUCUUUUCAGUGACACAAAGCCUUUAUUUAAACAUGCCUUUUCAGUUCCAUGUAGUAAAGAAACAGCAGCCCCAUAGAUAGAUGUUUUACCAAAAACUAGCGAUAUACAGUAAUUCUGUGGAAACUAACCUGGGAGUAAAAGAAAAAAGUCCCCGGAAAAGGCUCCAAAGGACUCAAAUUGAAAACCAAAGCCCCAGCUAGACGGUUGUGUGGAUCAGGCGGGAUUAGUGUGGGCUCAAGCAACAAAUGUUCUAAAGGAGAAGACUAAGGAAAGCAUCAUAUUUCACAAUAAAAAGCCAUGCAGAUGUGCCCUAAGUCAUUGACUCCUGGGGCUCCAUGGGAACAUAAUCAGUGGUGUAUCAGGUUACCCGAAGGAGAAGAGACCUUGUCUACCAUAGCUCAGACUUCGAAAUGCAGCUGAAGUAAUUCAGAGAUGUCAUCCCAGUUAGUUCAUGGCAGUCGUGAAUCUAAACUAGGCCUGCACAACUUGGCAGUAGUGAGGGGGCGAAAUUAAAACAGGCUGAACCUCUUUGGGCCGCAAAUAAAAAAUUUUAGCACCUAGAGGUAAAACAGCUGGAGAGGGGAAUUGCAGUUCCAGUUGCUGCUCUGCUGUAGCGUUGUGUGUAACCUCCCUCUGGAGUUUAGACCAGGCAUAGGCAGAUGUCAACCUUCCAGGUGUUUUGACCAACUCCCACAAUUCCUACCAGCUGUUAGAAAUUAUGGGAAUUGAAGUCCAAAACACCUGGAGGGCCUAUGUCCUACUUAUUUCCCCAAAGGCAGUCCAUCUGAAAGGAAUGAGAUGUAUUGAAAGGGGAUUUUAAUGUUCUCUUUGGGAUGGUAAUACAAAUUGUUAAAAAUGUCACAGGUCAUUCCAAAAAACACUGUUUUCAUCAGCUUAAAAGAUAAACCUUUCCCAUACAAGGGUGCUAAAGGUACACCUAUGAAUUAGUUGCCCUUCAGCUGGCAUUGACAUGAGUUUGGGCCUCCAGCUACCUACCCAAAAGAUCAGGAGGAUUUAUUCCCAAGAGACUACUAAAUAAUUGUAAUUUGCAAAGAGACAAAAAGCUGCUUUCUACAAUACUGAGAUUUUUUAAAAAAAGAAAUAUUGUACAAUUACUUUGUUUAAAUGUAUAAAUAUUAUUUGUUGAUUUUACAUAAUUAUACAGCUAGGGUAAAACAACCUGCUGAAAUCCUAUGUUCAAUCACUGAACAUUUGGGUGAGUUUUAUAAAAUUCCUGACUUCCAUUUCAGAGUAUUUUGAUACUUUUUUUCCCAGUCGAAUGGCUACUUGUAACUGGUGGUUUUUGUUAUUCUUAAAAUAAAUUCAUAGAAAAUUAUUCACUUUCUGAUCAAGUCAUUUUCAGUGAAACCUGUUUAUGCUGCAACAAAGACAUUCUAGAGGAAGAGAGCUAAUGUUUGUUUUUUAAAGUAACAGAGUUGUAUAAAGGCCAUUAUGAAACAAUUUACAGACGUUCAAUGUUUAGAAACAUUCUGGUUUUUCUUUUGCUUUUAAUUGUAUAACCUCUCUAGCCUGGGAGUUUUAAUGGCUAGAAAUAAUAAGUGGGAUCCUGGAGCUUAAGGUUUAUUUUCAGAAUGAUUUUUUUAAAGGUGACACAUUGUAAUGACAAAAUGCAUUUUAGGUCAGUUUUUAAACUGUUAGCAUUGAACAAUAAGCAAUUCAUUUGGGCUAGAGUUAUUUAUGUGUUUUUAAGCCUGUGAAUAUUGCAGUUUCUUUUUAAUUAGGAUGUCUGUGUCCAUUCUGAGGCAAAGCUGUUCAGGUUGCUCCAUCUGUAUAUACUGUUCAAAUAAUGUACUGCAUCACAGGUUGGCAGUUGACAUUUUUUGUACUCUUUUUUCUAAACCCAAUAUUUCACAAUAAAAGCUUGUUUAAAACAUCA